ACCCAAGGUAAGGUAAGCCUGACCGACCGGGAACUUUCACCGUACCGAAAUACAAACUCGAUUGGUUCGACAUCAUCCAAUCUCCCCUGAAUAUAAUUACCUAUCCCCGGACCCAAACCAUACAUUGAAAAUUGCCUAGAAAGAAAAAGGGUAAAAUACAAAUUAAUUAAGGCACACCGAAACAAAGACUUCCAACCAUGGCGUCCCUACGACCUUUCAAUCGCGUCGCGGAGCAAUUACGACUACGGACACGCAUCGCAUACCCAUACCCCUCUACAACCCCCACGACGUCCGGGUUCUUGAGCCGCAGAUGCAGCGCACGGUUCUACUCGAGCGAAGAGGCGCCGCCGCCGCCGCCGCCGCUGCUACAAAAGAUUAAAGGCGACCUGAAGACAGCGAUGCGCGCCAAAGACGCCCCCCGCCUAACCGCCAUCCGCUCCGUCCUCUCCGCCGUCCUCAACGCCUCCAAGACCGCAUCCCCCAUAACCACCGACGCGCAACUCGUCGCGCUCCUGCGCAAGUCCCAGCGCGCCUCCGACGACGCCGCCGCCGAGUUCCAAGCUGCCGGCCGCCAGGACCUAGUCGACAAGGAGCGCACCCAAGUCGCCAUUCUCGGCGAGUACGUCGCCGCAAGCGGAUUCCGAGAAACCUCCGAGGCCGAGCUGCGCGCCAUCGUCGCCGGCGUCCUUACCGCCAUGACUAGCGAGGCUGCCGCCUCCGUCCCGCCCACCGCCGAUACCCCUCCCUUCGGCGACGUCAUGAAGACCCUCCUGGCUCCCGCCGGGCCCCUUGACGGCAAGGACGUCGACAAAGCCCAGCUGGCCAAGAUCGUGAAGGAGCUGAGGGCCGCCAAUUGAUGCGCGCAAGUAGUCUAGCCCUCUCGGCACUAUAGGUAAGGGAAAAGGAAAAGAGAGGGGUAUGAGAUACGUGUAUAAAUGCCUGUACUAUAUAUACCUACAUGAUGAGGAAUACGGCUACGAUUGCAUUGCAUCAACCGGCGCAUGAAAUUUCGGCUGGGUUUAAAAUCACAUCUUCACUCAAUAAAACAUCUGCGAGCUUACCUCGCGGUUGGGUCCCCGCAUAAUGAUACUAUUAUGAUGUGAUAAUAAAUGC
Messenger RNA from Daldinia loculata, 1113 nucleotides. RefSeq names its product GatB/YqeY domain-containing protein. Bases 198 to 857 code for a protein of 219 amino acids. The record is from RefSeq and is a predicted model, not a curated record. Lineage: Eukaryota; Fungi; Ascomycota; Sordariomycetes; Xylariales; Hypoxylaceae. Gene Ontology annotation, cellular component: mitochondrion. Gene Ontology annotation, molecular function: carbon-nitrogen ligase activity, with glutamine as amido-N-donor. The transcript has 2 exons.